AUGUCUUCGGAAAACAGACCUGGAAGUUUUUUGUUCGUACCAGAUGUAAAAUCAGCUGAAAAGGUGCUCCACGAGCAUGAGUUGGAUACGACAACAAGUUUUGUUAUGUACUACAACAUCGGUUUGGGCAAAGGUAAGCUUAAAUGUACGGUCAGUGUAUUCUGUGACUUUACUAAUUAUUGGUUUGUGUACACCAAAAUGGAAUAUCCGGAUGCAGAAUAUUGCAUGUGGCACAGAAGAACCCUUUUUUUUUGGGGGGGGGGGGGAGGGGGGAACAAACAAAAAAAAUUCCUGGCAAUACCAUAAUAGGUUUUUAAAUACAAAACAAACUAACAGAAUAAUAAUGAUGAUAAUAACAACAAUGUUAAUAUCCAAAUAAAAGACUAAAAAAUGGAAGAAAGGUUCGAAUAAGAAACAGAAAUAUCUUGACAAAAGAGGUUGUGAUUGUAGGUGCCCUGGGCCAAAAAAAUGUUGUGCAGCCAUAUAAAAUUCAAAGGGACGAGGAAAGUUGCCUUCACUCUUCAUGCCUCCUGCCUGCUGAAAAUGGCUACAGGACACUGAUAAAAUCUAUACCAGGGUCAGUUCAGAGCAGAAACAUAAACUUACAGAAAAAAAUGAACUGUAGGGGGGGAGGGAAAAAGAAGGGUGGGGCAAAGGCUGUUUUAGAUUGGCUAGAGGGGGGCUAAUUUUUUUCAACAAUUAAUAGGGAGGGUCAUGAUUUUUUAGGUUUUGCAAGGGGUCUUGUCUGUGCUUUUGCAAAUGGGAUUACUUUUACAAAAUAAAUUAACUUCAAAGAUGCAGGUGGUGACGAUGGACAACCCAGUUAGAAGAAUAUUGUCAAAAACUUCACUGCUUUAAUAUUUCACACUUUAAUAAAAGACAAAUCCAGAUCAGCCUGUUUACAAAGGCAACAUAGCUAAAAUUAGGAAUCAGAAAGUGCAAAAGCAGAAGGGCUACAAUGACUGUGCACUCUUUGCUAUAACCUUUGCCACCACUCUAUGCCAUGGUGGUGACCCCACCACCAAGAGAUAUGACCAGAGAGCCAUGCGCCCACACCUUGUUGAUUGCCUGGAGUCUUCAAGGAUGACCGAGUUCCCACCAACUGAUGAUACAGUUGAGCUUGUUCAUCCUGUGGUAGGCAAAAAUGUA
Porites evermanni is the source of this 1149-nucleotide messenger RNA. The record is from the annotation of a GenBank genome assembly. NCBI's taxonomy places the organism in Eukaryota, Metazoa, Cnidaria, Anthozoa, Scleractinia, Poritidae.